Protopolystoma xenopodis is the source of this 528-nucleotide messenger RNA. The record is from the annotation of a GenBank genome assembly. Lineage: Eukaryota; Metazoa; Platyhelminthes; Monogenea; Polystomatidea; Polystomatidae.
AUGCUGUUGGUUGUUGGCGCCUAUGACGGUACCGGAGUGUGGCGCGGGGUGUGUGUGGCCUGUAGUUUGGACAUUACUGGUCCGGUUGGUUGGAUUGCCUCUGGCCUGGCGUCGAGAUCCUCUUCCGUCCACGCGCUGACCAUCAGCCUCGCUUUUUCCUGUCGGUCGGUCGGUCUGACCUGCAGUCAGGAGGUAUGCGCAUGCCCGACCUCACUCUAUCACUCGGCUUUGCUGCCUCUUCUCAGUGCCCCGGGUUCGUCCCCUCUUGCUUGCUGGCCACGUGUCCCGGUCGUCCGGACAGAGCGACGGAUAGGCAGUCAUCCAACGUUGUCUACAACUCUCUGCCUGGCAGCGCCUGGCCCGUUCGUUGCAAAAUUCACUCGAAGAAGAGAGGAAAUCAUGCCGGACUCCCCAUACCGGUCCCUGGCUCUGCCGUCUUAUCACGCUUUCACCAUCAGAAGGCCUAUGAAGGAGGACUUUCAGCCCACCCGUGUUCACAUCUUUGCCUGCCUCGCACCAUCACAUUAA